AUGAAAUCUCGAAUUAUCAUCUUGUCAUGCAUGGCUGGUGUUGAUUUAGUUUUCUUUGUUAUGGUGAUUUCAAUUUAUAUUAUAAAUAGAAAGCUUACAUACAGAGCAGGAAUCACAAUCUUAAAGAGAUUUUCUCCAUAUGCUUUGAUGAACAAUAAAAUUUUCAGCAAAGUAUUCCUCAAAGGAAAAUUGCAUGAUAAGAAUGAAAAAUUGUCAAUUGAAGGCUUAAUCUUUAAGAACGCAAGUGACACAAUUUUAUGCUCAAACAUCAAUGGAACUGUCGAAGUCCACAAUAAUUCUUCAAGCCAACUCUUCGGAUACACUCCUGCUCAAAUUUUGGGACAGCAAAUUACACUGUUUUUCUCUCAGAAGUCCCAAGAAAUAAUUCUCAAUAAAAUGGAGAUGAUGAAGAGUGGACAAGCUUCAUCAUUUGUAGAGGAAGAUUUAUAUGCUUUGACAGACUCGAAUUCGGAAAUUCCAGUUCAUGUAACAAUCAUUGGAAUGAAGAAAGAAGAAAAUGAUAGCAACAUCAACUCAUUUGUAUUCGUUUUCAGAGAUCAAUCAAAUUUGGUGAAGCAAAAGCAGCAAGCUGAAGAAGCUAAAGCCAAAUCAGAGAAGCUCUUAUAUCAGAUAUUACCACGCGAUAUCGUUUUACAGCUCAACAGAGGCGAAAAAGAUAUUUCGUUCGUCGUUCCUUCAGGAACAAUCAUUUUCAUCGAUAUCAAUAAAUUCUCUGAAUAUGCUGCAAACUUGUCACCUCAAGAUAUCAUGGCAAAUUUGUCAACAUACUUUGCAUUAAUUGAUAAAACAGCAGCCAAAUACAACAUGGUGCAAAAGAUCAAAUUAAUUGGUGAUAUUUAUAUGGCAGCAACUGGCUUGUUCAAUCCAGAAUCUUCUCCUGAAUCACAUGCCGAUCAAACAGUUCAAUUUGCUCAUGACUGUUUGGGAGCUUUAGACGAAGUUAACAUCAAAUUGACAUCAAAUCUUCAGAUUCGUAUUGGUGUCAACACUGGAGGUUCAAUUAUUGCUGGCGUUCUCGGAACUGAUAAACCAGUUUUCGAUAUAAUUGGAGAUCCAAUUAAUGUAGCAGCAAGGUUACAAUCAACAGCCGAAGUUAACAGAGUUCACAUUUCACAAGCAACAUACGACCUAUUGAAAGGAUUCUCCUAUCAGUUCAUCCAAAGAGGAGAAACAUUCUUGAAAGGAAAAGGAAAACAAAUGACUUAUUAUGUCAGUUUGGGUUCAACAUGGUUCGGAAGAAAUAACUCUGCACAUUUAUUCAAAGUGGCAUCUGCUAUUGAGAAUUAA
Molecule: messenger RNA, 1308 nt
Organism: Trichomonas vaginalis G3
Lineage: Eukaryota; Parabasalia; Trichomonadida; Trichomonadidae
Product: guanylate cyclase protein
Exons: 1
Coding region: 1-1308 (435 amino acids)
Biological process (GO): receptor guanylyl cyclase signaling pathway; intracellular signal transduction; cGMP biosynthetic process
Molecular function (GO): peptide receptor activity; guanylate cyclase activity
Source: RefSeq, a predicted model, not a curated record